AUGUUGAACCUUGUCGCCAGGUCUUCAGUACGUGCUCGCCAAAAUGCCAUUGCUAACCCGCAGAAGCUUGUUCUCCGCCAGAACGCCAGAUGCCUCUCGGUGUCGGCCGUUAGAAACAACCUCGUGACCGAUCUCUACGUCAAGGAGCUGAAGGCUUUCAAGCCCACUCCUGCCUCUGCCGCCGACGCCGACGCCGCCACCAAGCCAUGGAAGCUCCCACAGGCCGCCAAGGUCCCAUCUUUGGAGGGCGAGGGCGCCGACGCGCUGGCCGAGUACGACUCCGCUAAGGUCGAGGUCGUCGAGGCCUCCGGCGAGACCGCUGCCGAGGAGUACAACCCAGACGACUGGUUUGUGUUUGAAGAGGAGGAGGAGCCGGGCCACCACUGA
This is a messenger RNA of Ogataea angusta, 387 nucleotides long. RefSeq lists its product as uncharacterized. Gene Ontology annotation, biological process: proton motive force-driven ATP synthesis. The transcript has a single exon. Bases 1 to 387 code for a protein of 128 amino acids. The record is from RefSeq and is a predicted model, not a curated record. Lineage: Eukaryota; Fungi; Ascomycota; Pichiomycetes; Pichiales; Pichiaceae.